UUCAGAGAACGUGAUACAUAACUUGCAUAUCAGCACGUAUAGAUUAUUCUGUAUCUGCGACUCGCAAAAAGUCAAAUUAUCCGAAGUAACCAAACAUCCCUACCGAAGACCACUCGUUCUCCUCUCCACCGCAUUGGGGGAGGGACACUGCCGAUCCAACAUUCAUGGUCCAAGCGCCUCGGCUUCAUAUGACUUCAGUAGUUUCGUCUUCGAUCUAUUUAUGAAGUACUUAUCUCAUCUUUAGACCCUUUUGGCAGUUUUCGCACAAGGAGAGAAUUAAUUGCAUGAAGCCUUUUUAGUCUUGUUUGUGUUGGACCGUUUUUCAAGUUACAACAUGGCGUGGCGAAGUCUAAAUCCUUUCCGAAGGCAGACAGAGAAUACUCGAUAUUGCUGGGGCUACGAAUUUGAAUGGACAGAAGACCACUUCACACCUGAGCGCUCGGAAAAGCUCAAGCACUCCUACGAUGUCCUCGCAGAAGAAUGUCUGGACCGCUUGAAUGCUAUUUCGCCACCAGCGAAUAAGGGAUCACUGCCCAGAAGCAAUAGCAGCCAGCAAAACCAAGCACCCGACACAACUGUAAACGGAGAGAAGUCUAAAGAGCCACUAUUGGUGCCGCAAAGAGACCUUUAUGCAUUACUCGUGGAACAUCACGAGUCCGAUCCGAAGCUGCAAGAGCUCUGGGACGAAGUGAACACCAUCCCAGAAUGGGUCGAUUGGGAGCAGCUCGAACGGGGCCAGGAUGUUUUCUAUCGGUAUGGAGGACCAGCUUUGACGGGUCUCACGUUCCAAUCCCUACUCGGCGGGAUGGGUGCUGCCCGAGUUGUAGAAACGCUCGCCCGCACCGGUGGCUUCUCGACGAAAGUGGCAAGAAGACGACUAUUCGAGACGACACAGCAUAUACUUCAAUGCACCCGCUCCCUCGAAUCUCUCAAGCCGGGAGGAGAGGGACAUGCUUCAUCCGUUCGCGUUCGACUCCUGCACGCCGCGGUCCGCCAACGCAUCCUCAAGCUCGCCAAACAACGCCCGAGCUACUACAACGUCGAGGAAUGGGGAGUCCCCGUCAACGACCUCGACCAGAUGGCAACCAUCGGCACCUUCUGCGCGACACUGAUCUGGAUCAGUUUCCCCCGCCAGGGCAUCUACCUCCGCGAGCAGGAAAAGACCGACUACGUCGCGCUCUGGCGCUACAUCGGCUACCUCCUCGGCACGCCGCACGAAGACUUCUCCACGGCUGCCAAAGCAAAAGCCGUCAUGGAAUCCCUCUUCUACAACGAAGUCCACCCGUCCGACAUGUCCAAAGUGCUCGCCAACAACAUCAUCCACGCGCUCGAGAAACAGCCACCAACCUACGUCUCAGCGGACAUGCUGAUCGCCAGUGCGCGCUGGCUGAACGGCAAUGAGCUUGCCGACGCCCUCGACCUCCCGCGCGUGUCGUUUUACUACUGGGCGCUCAUGGCGGGGCAGUGUCUGUUCUUCAUUACGCUUUGCUACAUUUACCGCGCGAUCCCAUACCUCGACCGCCGUAAGAUUGCCCGCCUGAAGAAAUUGUUCUACGCCGUCAUUGUCGAGGCGAAGUGGGGUCUCGCGGGUACGGAGACCAUGUUUGAGUUCAAGUACGUGCCCGAGUACGAGACAGUGACGGACAUGGGCAAGAUGAGUGGUUCCAAGCUUGUGGGGUCGAGUAUUGAGUGGAGGAACCUGAGGACGUUGGGGAUCUUUCUGGGGGUUGUGGGGUUGUCGGCUUGGACUUCUGUUCGCGUUGCUUCGGCGGCGUUGGGGAGGAUCUUUUGAUGCGUUACCCAGGGAGCUGUCGUUGGCUUUUCGAUGGAUCCAUUGUUUCUUUUAUGGGGGAGGGGUGGUUUCUCGUCUCUUUGCCUGUUAGCACAGCGUUCUUGCCACGAAAUUGAUGUACUCGACUCGACUUUGAAGUAGCGGGAUCGGAAAUGGCUUCAUGACUCU
Aaosphaeria arxii CBS 175.79 is the source of this 1960-nucleotide messenger RNA. RefSeq lists its product as uncharacterized. The transcript has 2 exons. The record is from RefSeq and is a predicted model, not a curated record. The coding region runs from base 335 to 1792 and encodes 485 amino acids. Gene Ontology annotation, molecular function: oxidoreductase activity. Lineage: Eukaryota; Fungi; Ascomycota; Dothideomycetes; Pleosporales.